AUGGCCUCCUCCAUCGCGGUCCCCGUCGUCGAGGUCCUCGCGGACCCGCGUCGGCGUCGCGCGAGGACGCUCAGAAACCACCGAUGCCCUAUCGAUAAUCGCGGGAGGCAACCGACGACGACGACGACGCGCGCGUCCUCGGCCGCGGCCGCGGACGCGCAGCAGGCGGAGUUCACGAAGUGGAGAGACGCGCGCGACAUCAAGUCCCCGAACGUCGAGGUCGCGUACUUUGGCGAUCCCGACGACACGGUGAUGCGCUACCGCGGCGUGAAAGCGAAGAAGAAAAUCAAUCCCGGGGACGUCCUCGUGGAGCUCCCCAGGGAAUCGUGCUUAGUCCUCGCGGACGACGCGGAGCUCCCGUUCCCGGACUUUUGCACGAACGCGCUGUGGAGCAAGCUCGUAGAGAAGAACAAGUGGGCGCUGCGCGUCGCCCUGAACUUGCUUCACGAGACGAGCAAAGGCGCGGCGUCGCCGUUUCACGCGUACACGUCGCAGCUCCCCAAGUCGUUCGACCUCCUCUCCGAGUGGUCCGACGACGAGCUCAAGAUGCUGCAGUACGCCCCGGUCGUGCGCGCCGCGGAGGGACAGCGCAAGGAGGACGACGACGCGCACGCGAUGAUCUUAAAGCUGUCCCCGUCCACGCCGGUGACGAAGGAGGAGGUGACGUGGGCGUUGAACAUGGUCCGCAGCCGCGUCUUCAGCGGGCGGUUAUCCGACAACGCGGAGACGAAGGCGAAGCUGUUGCCGAGAGCGCUCGCCGCGGGGACCGCGUUCGCGACGUUCAUGACCGCGCCGACGAAAGAGGGAAGGUGGCUCGCCGUGUUCGCGAUGCUCGCGCUCGUGGUGUUCGACCAAGACGGGAACGGGAACGACGACGACGACGAGUCGAAAAAAAAACUCGCCUACGUGCUCCUUCCGCUCAUCGACGCGUUUAACCACAAGACGAUGCAAAAGACCGAGUUUGAAUUCUCGUCGCAGGCGUUCCGGUUGCGGUCGCCGGCGACGUACGGCCUCGACGACGAGGUGCUCAUAUCGUACGGUCUGCUAGGGAACGACGAGCUCAUCGUUCGGUACGGAUUCGUCGACGCCGAGAACGAGGCGGACAUCUACGCGUACGAGGGUUUACUCUCGUGGCUGCAAGCGAACCACGCGCCGAUGAAGCAGAGCUUGGGCGCGGCGCCGGAUAGGGUCGCCGCGAUGCGCGCCGCGCGCUUGGAGUCGUACGUCUCCAUGGGGGUUCUGAAGGGCGACGGCGCCGCGGACGAUAACUUGAUGUGGGCGCUGCGGACGCUGAUGGCUUCGCCGGAGGACUACGCCGCCGCGGGGGGGACCGUGGACGGGAUGAAGCUCGGCGGAGGCGCGCCGGAGAAGGCCGCGUGCGUCGCGCUCGCGGCCGCGUGCAAGGCGCGGUUAGGGAGCAUGCCGACGAGCGCGGAGGACGACGAGAAGGCGUUGCGCGCCGGCGCGGCGGUCGGCCGAGAGAGAACCGCGAUCGAGUACCGACUGCGGAAGAAGAAGAUUCUGCAAGCCGCGGUCGCGAGGUACGACGUGUGA
Messenger RNA from Micromonas pusilla CCMP1545, 1554 nucleotides. RefSeq lists its product as uncharacterized. Gene Ontology annotation, molecular function: protein-lysine N-methyltransferase activity. Gene Ontology annotation, biological process: peptidyl-lysine monomethylation. NCBI's taxonomy places the organism in Eukaryota, Viridiplantae, Chlorophyta, Mamiellophyceae, Mamiellales, Mamiellaceae. The coding region runs from base 1 to 1554 and encodes 517 amino acids. The transcript has a single exon. The record is from RefSeq and is a predicted model, not a curated record.